Molecule: messenger RNA, 929 nt
Organism: Oncorhynchus nerka (sockeye salmon)
Lineage: Eukaryota; Metazoa; Chordata; Actinopteri; Salmoniformes; Salmonidae
Product: protachykinin-like
Exons: 5
Coding region: 234-659 (141 amino acids)
Source: RefSeq, a predicted model, not a curated record
UGAGGGGGAGGGGACAUGAGGCUGUAUGGGGUACUGUAGUAUAAAAUGCACAUUAUAUUCAGUCAGUGGAGGAUCAGUCAGAGAAGGAAUAGACACAGCCCUCUAUCCAGCUGAACAAAUAGAUAUUUUCUGAGCUCACUCAACAGCAAACGAUUAUUAUUUAAUUAAAAUAUAUAUUUCUGAAGUAAAAUAGGCUUAUUUGAAUACAGCUUUGUCUGGUAUCAUUACACUCAAUGGAUAUUUGGAAAUUCCAGCUGGUAAUAGUUACCCUGUAUUCCCUGGUGUAUACAUGUCAGGGAUUGUCUUUUAGUGUUGACAAGGAACACUGGGUAUCCAAAGACUGGCAGCCACUGGAGAAGAGGUUGGCCAGCCAAGUGGCUAAUCUGAUUAAGAGAUCUAAAGCCCAUCAGUUCUACGGGCUCAUGGGCAAACGCUCAGAUGAUCAGCCGCAGCCUAUUGGAGUGAAUAGAAGACGAAAUAAAGGGGAGAUGUUUGUUGGACUUAUGGGAAGAAGAGCAUCAAGUGGGAAAUCGUUCACAAGAAUCAUUCCAGAUGCUACAAGCACUGCGAUCGAUAUCGCCCAAGGAUCACACACACAACCAGGUAUUUCUUCUACAUUGAUGUUAUGGUUAAAACCUGAGAGCACUUUAACAUUGUAAUGUAGUUUGCACAGUAAAACAUUUGAAACUGUUAAAUAUACAUGUAAAACCUGUAUUUAUGAUGACUAAAUGCAAACCAAACAUUUUAACUGGUAUUCUGUACUAUUUGUACUUCUUCACUUGGCAGAUUCACAAGAGGCAUGGGACCAACUCCUGUAUGACUACAGCUAAUAAAAAAGAUUCAGAUUUGAUUGUUUACAUGAUCUAUACAAUGUUGAUAUCAACGCAUAAAAAAAAGAAACAACAGUAUCUCAUACUUUUAAGAUAAAA